AUGGCCGGCUCGUUCGUACAUGACGAGCCUCGGGACCUGUCAGCUUUAGACGUGGAAUGGGGUGCUCCCGCCUCGCCUUGCCUGGGCCCGAUGGCGCCAGCAGCGUACGGGGCGUGGAGUCCGGCGCUGAGCCCCAUGACUCCCUCUGUGGGCGCAUAUGUAGGGAGGCCCUCAAGCUUGAAACGUAGCCCCCAGCUGCCGCUAGCAGGGCAGCCGGCAGCCCCAGCCUACGGCCGUGUCCAGUUUUUGCGACCCGACAGAGCUGGGUGCUCUCGAGGUGUUGGCGGCAAAGCCAGUGGCUGCGACGGAUGCUUCCUCAUGAGCCCCCGUUUCUCUUUCAAAGAAUCCCCCCGAGUUCAGUCGCCUUCAAAGUAUGAACUGGCUGCUGUGACUGCGCUUUGCAAGACCCCCGUGCUCCCCCGCAGCUCCCCUCGCCGCAGAACUCCCAAGAAACUGCGCUUUCCCGCAGCAUCAUCUUUCAUCCCAAGUAGACACUUGCCAGCUGGUACUGACGGCCUUGCAGUUGUCUGUAACACCCCUCUCUCCACCAUUCGGCGGCCAAAUAGAACUCUGAGGCGUUCAGAGUCGCCUGCAAAGGCGGCGCUGAAAGCCUUAGAGUGCUCGCAAAAAGCCCGUCUCAGGCCUUUUCAAGCAGUGCCAAGGGUGCAGCCACAGUGGGAAACCCGAGAGCUGCGGGCGUGUAGGAAUUGGCUGCACAGGGAGCCUCCUGAGUCGCCGCCUCGCGAAGCCGGCGAGUCAGGCUUCCCGCUGCUUCCCGCGAAAGGAAUUUCAGCCUCUUUCAGAUGGAGGAGUCGACAGCCGGAGGGCGUGACUUGCAGAGAGCCCAUCAGAAGUCCGGAUGCAUCUGUGUACUGCGGAGCUGCUGCGGUGCCUCCAGUCAUGGGGCGCCACCAAAACCGCUUUUGUAUGGAGUCAGUGCCUUCAAGAAGCCCGCUGUAUUAUGGGGAAGCUGGGCAUUCACACGUCAAGCCCGUGGAAGCUCACUCUGCCAUGCGUCAUUCCCCGAUUUCGUUAGCGUCUAGGUCACGUGGCACCUUGCCUAUGACAACGUUGCCUGAGUCCGGGGACCAAAAGGCCACAGAGGAAGCUGAAGACCCAUGCACAGACGUGGUGACUGUGUACAGCACAGAUCGCUUUUGGGCCCUGAUGGAAACACUAGUCGAGCUCCAGAAAGGAUCAACUUCCUUGCAUAGCAGUAGUGUCACGUUUGAUUCAGUGUUGCUACCAGGAGGGGAACUACAGUACUCAUUAAUUGAGCAGGGGAGCUUUGGGAAGGUCUUUGUGGGUUCGUACUUUGGCACCAAAGUGGCCAUUAAGGUGCCGGUGGAAAGCAUGUUGCGUACUGAUCCAGCUGGGGUGAUGGAGCGCACGCUAAAUGAAUGGCAAAUUCUCUCAGUGUGUCAGCACCCAAAUGUGGUCCGCCUUGUUGGUGGUAUAGUUCACGGGCCUUUUGAUGUGUGGCUAGUCACAAAGCUAGCCAAGGGCAGCGAUCUGCACUCGCGUAAGUAUUCUCGCGACCCUCAAGUGCAGCGUUUUAUUUCUCCGCAUAAUGGGCUGUAUAUGUGCCGCCAACUUGCCGCAGUUGUGGCGUAUUUGCACACUCCUAUUCCCGGCAAAAAGCCUGUUGUGGUGCACCGAGACAUCAAACCUGAAAAUGUCUUGAUAGCCGAUGACUGGAGUAUACAGCUCUGCGACUUUGGGGACGCAGAGGCUUCUCCUGAUGGGCGUGUAUCCCGAAUUUCCGGUGCCACGUGGUUCUACGCUCCAGCAGAGCUGCUGCGCUGUAGCCCGGUGGAGUCCAUGAUGGCCGACUCGGGAGCACAGCUGCCCCCCUUCGACGAAAAGUGGGAUAUCUGGUCAAUGGGCUGCGUUUUUCAGGAAAUGUUGGGCUUUCUAAAUCCGAUGCACGUGCACAUUUCAAGCCGUGACAGCCCCAGCACUAUCUACCAAAAGCUCAAAUCAAAGGCUAUUGCUGGAGCCCUUGUUCCGGAGAUCGCCGAUGAGAUUCGAGGCAUCGCGAGGGCCAUCAUUUUAAGGUGCCUCAAUCCGGACCCACGAGCAAGGCCGUCUGCUGUGGAAGUGCUGCAGAUGUGGAGCGCACGCGACGAAGACAUCCUUAAGGACAUCCACCUGCGGCAAGCAAGUCCCCAAGCAAAUAUGUUCAUGGGCAGCUCAUGCAGCAGCGAGCAAUGUUCUUCUGGUGCGGUCUACGAGCCACAGCAGCUAUUGGGAGACGCUCCAUCGUCAUACCCUGCACAUGACCUCCACUGCAAGCGUGGAUUUGCUGACUGGGAGGCACGGAAUGUACCGUAUGGACAGUCGUUAUCCUCCGCAAAUGAACAUGUUUCCACACGGGCGGCGGUAGCCUCAGUGCAGGAGAAUCGAGCAAGCGAGACAGCGUGGACCACGAUGCCUUCGAAAGCACCUACCCAACUUCCGCCGCUCGCUGGAAGGUCCCCUGUAGCAAAGGAAGGCGCGAGGUUCGUGCCACAGCAAGUUAGAGCAGCUGCUCAGUGGCAGUGA
Molecule: messenger RNA, 2544 nt
Organism: Eimeria necatrix
Lineage: Eukaryota; Apicomplexa; Conoidasida; Eucoccidiorida; Eimeriidae
Product: protein kinase, putative
Exons: 1
Coding region: 1-2544 (847 amino acids)
Biological process (GO): protein phosphorylation
Molecular function (GO): ATP binding; protein kinase activity
Source: RefSeq, a predicted model, not a curated record